AUGUCUAAAAUUCUAGUAACAGGCGCCAAUGGCUUCAUUGCCGCGCACUGCAUCUCUCUCCUUCUUUCCACAAACCACCACGUCCGCGGCACAGUCCGCUCCGAACAAAAGGCGACCGCGACGCAAGCAGCCCUGACUGCCGCAGGCGUGGACAUAACGAACCUCGAACUGGUCGUUAUCAGCGACCCGACUGAUGUAACCCAGUUUGCGCCCGCUGUGGCCGGUUGCAAGGGCAUCUUGCAUCUGGCGAGCGCGUUCAGCUACGAUGCCACGCCCGAAGAAUUUGAGGAGAAGCUUCUUAUCCCCGCCCUCAAGGGAACAGUUACCGUAUGCGAAGCUGCCUCACAGUAUCCCGAAGUCAAAAAGGUGGUGAUCAUGUCGAGCUUUGCGGCGGUUUAUGAUGCCUCGUUGGGGCCGCAGCCCGGAAGGGUGUAUACGGAGAAGGAUUGGUGUCCGUUAACCUAUGAAGAGGGAAAGAAUGCGAGCCUCGUUCCAAUUGCAUACCGAGCGUCUAAAGUGAUAGCUGAGAAAGCAGCGUGGGAUUACGUUCGUGACCACGAAGUCAGCUAUCAGCUGGUCACAUUGUGCCCAGGGAUGGUCUUUGGCAAGAUGAUUCAUCCGAUCGAGUCGUUAUCGCAAUUGAAUGCCAGCAACCAGAUUGUUUGGGAUGUGUUGAAGGGCAAUGGAAUCCCACCUACAAAGGCACCCGUAUGGAUUGACGUUGAAGACCUUGCCCGGACUAGUCUGCAGGCACUAACUGUGGAUCUACCGUCUCACCAGCGCUUCCUGGUGACGGAGGGAUCGUACGACACACAGGAGAUAGCCGAUAUAGUCCGAAAGGAGCUUCCGGAGAGCCAGGAUAGGAUCGCAGAGGGAGAGCCCGGGAAACGAAUAAAGGAUACGCAUUACUCGUGCGAUUCAGGAAAGGUGCAACUGAUGUUGGAUGUGAGGUUUAAGCCGUUGAAAGAGAGCUUGGUAGCGUUGGCGAGACAGCUGUAUGCGUUGGAGCAGGCCUCUUAG
Messenger RNA from Aspergillus oryzae RIB40, 1020 nucleotides. RefSeq lists its product as uncharacterized. NCBI's taxonomy places the organism in Eukaryota, Fungi, Ascomycota, Eurotiomycetes, Eurotiales, Aspergillaceae. The record is from RefSeq and is a predicted model, not a curated record. The coding region runs from base 1 to 1020 and encodes 339 amino acids. The transcript is spliced from 3 exons. Gene Ontology annotation, molecular function: oxidoreductase activity, acting on the CH-OH group of donors, NAD or NADP as acceptor.